Eruca vesicaria subsp. sativa (arugula) is the source of this 1225-nucleotide messenger RNA. The record is from the annotation of a GenBank genome assembly. NCBI's taxonomy places the organism in Eukaryota, Viridiplantae, Streptophyta, Magnoliopsida, Brassicales, Brassicaceae.
GAAAAAGUGUGGAAGAUGAUGAACUCUUCUCUUCUAACUCCUUCUUCAUCUUCUUCCCAUGUCCAAACUCCAGCGACGACCUUUGACCAUGAAGAUUUCCUCGACCAAAUCUUUGCUUCCUCCCCUUGGCCCUCCGACGAAGCUCAUCCUCCGCCGCCUCCGUCCUCUGAUGGCUUCGUCGACUCUAGGCAUCAACAGAUCAUGAUGAUGCCUUUGUCGUCUCAUCAUCAAAACGAGGUCGUUGAUGGCUCCUCCGUCCACGCUCUUUACACUGGCUUCUCUGCUGGCGGAUCUCUCCCUUUCCACAUCCCUCAGGGAUCAGGAGGUGGGCUAAUUAAUCAGCAAGGACAAACCCUAACGCAAAACCAACCGCAGGGAAGUGCGUCUACAGCUACUGGCGGUACGGCGGCGGCUCCACCGCAGAGUAGGACUAAAGUCAGAGCUAGAAGAGGCCAAGCAACUGAUCCUCACAGUAUCGCCGAAAGGUUACGACGAGAGAGAAUUGCGGAGAGAAUGAAAGGUCUUCAAGAACUCGUUCCUAACGGCAAUAAGACGGACAAGGCAUCGAUGCUCGAUGAAAUUAUAGAUUAUGUCAAGUUCUUACAGCUCCAAGUCAAGGUACUGAGCAUGAGCAGAUUGGGUGGUGGUGCUUCCGUUCCUUCUCAAAUCUCUGAGGCAGAUGGGUCCCACGGGAACGCAGCCUCUGGCGGGGGUAAUCAGGCGACGGGAAACUCCAACGACAGCUUGACGAUGACGGAGCAUCAAGUAGCGAAGCUGAUGGAAGAAGACAUGGGCUCGGCGAUGCAAUACCUUCAAGGGAAAGGCCUUUGUCUAAUGCCUAUCUCUUUAGCCACAGCCAUCUCAACUGCCACGUGUCACUCGCGUAACCCUUUGAUCUCUGGAGCUGCCGGCGUCGGAGGUCGUUCUUCUUCUCCCAAUCUUUCCGGCAUGACGACACAGUCAACGGUGAAGUUAAAUGGUAACGGCGUGACUGAGGGAUUGUUGCCUAUCUCCGUUAAAGAGGCUGUAUUGGUUUCCAAGCCGUGAUAACGUCUUCUUUAUUUCUUGGGGUUAGGCAAAGAUACCAAAAAGUGGGAUGGACUGGGGAUGAAAGUAAGCCAACUUUUGGUCAAAGUCUACGAACAAUAAGGUUGAGAUCUUUGAUAUGUUUUUUUCUAUACGACGCCGUAUUUCUCGUAGAGUUUUGGUACAAAACCACUCAGGC